Lichtheimia ornata is the source of this 2415-nucleotide messenger RNA. RefSeq lists its product as uncharacterized. Gene Ontology annotation, biological process: protein dephosphorylation. NCBI's taxonomy places the organism in Eukaryota, Fungi, Mucoromycota, Mucoromycetes, Mucorales, Lichtheimiaceae. The transcript has 5 exons. The record is from RefSeq and is a predicted model, not a curated record. Bases 1 to 2415 code for a protein of 804 amino acids. Gene Ontology annotation, molecular function: protein tyrosine phosphatase activity.
AUGAUUGAAUGCUCUAGCACCACCCCAAAUGGAGCACUGCAUCAUCAAUCUCCCUCUGGUGGAAAUGAUUCAUAUUUUGCUAUACCAUCCUCCAUCGAACUCGGUGAAAAGACACCUUCACCAGCUAUUGUUGAUCCAACGCCUUAUUUCACAGCUCCUCGAUCUCCGUUACUGCAACAUCAGGACUUUUAUAAUGCCAUCCAAAACCGCUUCAACCAUACAACAAGCCCAUUUAGCACUGACGAGGAAAAGAAAACCACUCCACCCAAUUAUCAUGCAUUGCAACAACAACAACCAUCAACACCAUUGGCUAUGCAACAACCUCCUGCUCCAUCUUCACCUAUGACACUGUCUAUGGGUAGUCUCGCUGCUCGUCGCAGGAACAACAUCAAUUCUGCAAGCGGUGCUUUAUCUCCCGGUGGUUUUCUGCAACAACAACAACAAUCGUCGACAUCCCAGCAACCCACACUCCCUGCCAAUGUCCUUGCUCGUGUCAAAGAAUUCACUCAUGACCAACUGGAUCAGCUGUUGACCAGUCGACAACAACUUUUACUCAUUGACAUUCGCUCAUUUGUACAUUAUUCCCAGCUUCAUAUCCAAGACGCUCUAAACGUGUCGAUACCCAACACUAUACUCAAACGCCCAUCAUUCACCCUCGACAAGAUAUCCGACGUCAUUGUUUCUGAAAGUCAGCGUACUUUAUGGAAGGAAUGGCCAAAGUUUGCAAACAUUGUCUUGUACGACCAAUCAUCCGACACCUUGCCUCCCGAGAGUGCCCUUGGUUACCUCUUUGUCAAGUUUCAUCAAGCCGGUUACAAUGGCAACAUGGGUUUCUUGAAAGGUGGUAUCAAUGCUUUUCAAGAAAAGUAUCCCAAUCGCUGUGCCUCAUCACCCGUACAACCACGAUCUGCCAACAAUGAUCAUUUUCCUUCAUCGAUGACAUCCACGACCAAUCUACAAUCUCCUUCAAUCGCAUACGCCAACAAACAACAUCCUUCAGCAUCCUCAUCAUCCAAUACCAACAACUCCACAACAACAACAUCCGCAACAUCAACACGUCGAAAACGGCCUGGUCUUCAUCUCGGGAGUCUUCCUUCUGCAUCCACAGGUGCACCAGGUCCAUUCACAGCACCCACCAUGGCUCUAUCGAAUCAAGCUUUCAACCCGUUCUUUUCCAACAUUCGUCAAAACAUGGAGCUCAGCCAUGGGAGCAUCAAGGAGCGUUUCCCGAUUCGCCUCCCUGCUCAUUGCAAAAUCGACCCUGAGACAGGUCGCAUUGAAGAUAACCACCAUUUACGUGAUUGCAUGGGUGUCACAGCUUCCAAUGUUAUCCCAGGAUGGUUACGAGAAAUGAUUUCCGAUAAUGAAGGUCCACGACGUUUGGCAGAGUUAUAUGAAGUCAUUGAACGCACAGAGCAACGCCGAUUGCAAAAUUUGAUGGCACAUCAUUCGCGAUCCACCAGUGAUUUGUCAGAGCAUCCAUUGAGUAUUGUAUCCGGUAUUGAGAUGGGAGCAUUGAAUCGAUACACCAACAUUUGGCCAUUUGAGUAUACUCGUGUCAAAUUGCAACAAUGCCCAUCUGGAUCAACAGGCUAUAUCAAUGCGAGCUAUAUUGAAUAUGUCGACUGUGACCCCGCAUCGAUUGCAUCACCCAAUGAUCCUGUUGAUGACCUUGUACCCAAGCUUCAAUGCCUCGAUGAACAACGUAAAAAGUCAACCAGUGGACGACAAUAUCGACGUUACAUCUCGACACAAGGACCUCUACCAGCAACAUUUGGAGACUUUUGGACCGUAGUGUGGGAACAAGAGACGCGCGUCAUUGUCAUGUUGACCAAGGAAGAAGAAAUGAAUAGGAUCAAAUGCCAUCGUUAUUGGCCAUCCACCAUGAACGAGCCCACGCAAUAUGGACCCAUCAAAGUGACUCUUGUAUCUCAAAGAAUACAUGAAGCCUCCUCUUUACCCGAUGCUGUACCGGAAGAGAAGACGCAUAUUCGAGAAUUCAAGCUUGAGAGGCAAGAUGGUAGCAGUCGCACUGUGCAACAGAUCCAUUACAUGGGAUGGAUGGAUUUCGGUGUACCAGAUGAUCCCACGGGCACCCUGGCGGUGGUAAAGUUAGCGGAUGAAAUCCAAACGCAAUGGGAGAAGGAAGGGUCACCAUGUGGUCCCAUGAUAGUCCACUGCUCUGCGGGGUGUGGUCGAGCGGGUGCUUUUUGUGCCAUUGAUACGGUCAUUCAUCGUUUGAGAAGACAAGGUGGAUCCAGGAUCAGUGAGAGUGAACAACAAGGCCAUGUGGAUAUCAUGUAUCAAACCGUAGCCAAGUUUAGAGAACAACGUGUCAGCAUGGUGCAAACUCUACGUCAAUUUGUCUUUUGUUAUGAAGCCAUCCUUUGGUAUAUCCUUGGCUAUUCCAGUUAA